UUAAUCCAGUGUUGUACGUUUAGACGCUUGAAAACCGUUCAGUAAUACAGGAGUUAUGUUGGAGAUGGAGCACACACCAGGCUACGAGUUAGUGAGGGAACGCCAAGCAUCGCCUGCUACCGAAACAGAUAUCCCAAGAGAGCUGGAAGAGCACUCUCCCACAUCUCGCCAUCCACCGGCUUCCGUGCUGAAUGCCAGGAGAUUUUCACGCCUGUCCAGUCGAGACGAACAGGAGCGCACGGCUGCUUUGGAGGCUCUAACCCAGAGCGUUUUGGAGCGCGUGGAGAACUCGGCUCGGCUCGAGAGGGAUAUACUGCUACAGUUGCUACGGGUGUCCAGGAGCUGCCCAAUACCGGACAUUAAAGAGCGAGCGGCAGAGCUACUGAAGAGAGCGCAGGAGGAAGGUGUUGCGAUACCCCAGGCUCUGUCUUCAGGGCCCAGUGCCUUUAUCCCAGCGGAUGAGAUUUUGGAGGAGGGGGCGGGGCAAGACGUGAUGACUGAGGCCUUCUUGUCGAUGGGUCGUGUCGACCACGUCACCAUGGUGAUGGGACUGCAUCCCAGUUAUUUGAACUGCUUCCUGCGGACCCAGAAUGCCUUGCUGCAGCUGGAUGGGCCGCUGCCGUUACCGUGGCGGCAUUACAUCAUCAUUAUGGCGUCUGCACGGCAUCAGUGCUCAUAUUUGGUGCAGCUGCAUAGCUUUGCAUUUCUGCAAGAAGGAGGUGAUGAAACUUGGCUUAAAGGCCUCUCCCACACCCCAACCAAAAUCCAGCGUCUCCACACACUCAACAAACUGCUCGCACACCGGCCAUGGAUGAUCACUCAGGAACACAUACAGGAGUUGGUUAGCCCGGGGGCGGAGCCUCGUUGGUCAUUCGCUGAACUGAUUCAGGCUAUUGUUUUAAUGAGCCACGCCCAUUCCCUGUCCUCCUUCGUUUGGGGGUGUGGUAUCAAUCCAGAACCGGACCAAUCGGGCGGCCACACUUUCCAGUCGACCGCGCAGUCUGGACUCAGCCCUCUCCAACAGAACAACGGCCAGUCGGACUCGCCCAACCGACAAGAGUGGUCUGAGGCUGUGAGUGAAGUAGAGCUGUUGAUGGAGAGGAUGAUGAUGGUCCAACAGCAAGAGGAAGAGUGCACUCAAGAAGAGAUGCUCACACGCUUUGAGAGAGAGAGGAGCGAGAGCUUACUGGAGCCGGCUGAGGGAGUGCGUUGUGUGCCUCCUGAUUCAAUUUCCCAGUUUGUUCCAGAGCCAGACUUCAGCUAUCAGGACUUCAGUCCACGAGGAGAACAGUCUCCAACCACUAUGAGAGCACAGGACUAUUCAUGGGAAGACCAUGGGUUCUCUCUGAUGAACAGACUGUAUGGGGAGAUGGCCCAGUUGCUGGAGGAGAAGUUUCAGGUGGUGUAUGCUCUAACGUACCGCACCAUGGCCAUGCACACGGACGUGGACACAACCACCCUCCGCAAAGCCCUGUGGAAUUACAUCCACUGUGUGUACGGAAUCAGGUAUGAUGAUUAUGACUAUGGUGAAGUUAACCAGUUGCUGGAGCGGAGUUUGAAGGUGUAUAUAAAAACAGUGGCUUGUCACCCAGAGAAGACAACACACAGAAUGUACACCUCUUUUUGGAGACAUUUCCGUCAUUCAGAGAAGGUUCAUGUUAACCUGUUACUGCUGGAGGCACGACUACAGGCAGCUCUGCUUUAUGCCCUCAGAGCCAUCACCAGAUACAUGACUUAACACGUCCGUACACACACGCACAUACACAUA
Messenger RNA from Chanos chanos (milkfish), 1768 nucleotides. RefSeq names its product sestrin 2 (gene sesn2). Gene Ontology annotation, molecular function: L-leucine binding; oxidoreductase activity, acting on peroxide as acceptor. The transcript is spliced from 10 exons. The coding region runs from base 56 to 1738 and encodes 560 amino acids. Gene Ontology annotation, biological process: positive regulation of macroautophagy; negative regulation of TORC1 signaling; regulation of response to reactive oxygen species. NCBI's taxonomy places the organism in Eukaryota, Metazoa, Chordata, Actinopteri, Gonorynchiformes, Chanidae. The record is from RefSeq and is a predicted model, not a curated record. Gene Ontology annotation, cellular component: nucleus.